Phascolarctos cinereus (koala) is the source of this 2880-nucleotide messenger RNA. RefSeq names its product kinase suppressor of ras 1 (gene KSR1). Gene Ontology annotation, biological process: protein phosphorylation; Ras protein signal transduction. Gene Ontology annotation, molecular function: ATP binding; protein kinase activity. NCBI's taxonomy places the organism in Eukaryota, Metazoa, Chordata, Mammalia, Diprotodontia, Phascolarctidae. The record is from RefSeq and is a predicted model, not a curated record. Gene Ontology annotation, cellular component: cytoplasm; membrane; endoplasmic reticulum.
GCAUUGGGCUGUUGGGCUGCGGAGCCGCGGCGAGCAGCAGCAGCAGCAGCAGCAGCCGGAGGUGGAGGAGGAGGAGGAGCAGCGGCAGCGGCAGCACGAGCAGCAGCAGACGACGGCUGCAGGGAGCCCCAGCGGCGGCCGCGCGCUCUGGCCGUCUGUGGCACCCCGCCAGCCCGAGUGUCCGGGCUCUGGCUCUGGCUCGGGGCUCCUCCCCGCCUCGCUCGCGCGCUCCAACCCCCUGAGUCCCGAUGCCGAGGCAUGGAUAGAGCGGCUCUCCGAGCAGCGGCAGCGAUGGGGGAGAAGAAGGAGAGAGGAGGGGGUGCGGCAGCUGCGGCAGAUGCGGGCUCAGCUGGAACUGGGGCCGGGACCGGGGCCGCGGCCGGCCGGGCUCUGCAGCAGUGCGGCCAGCUCCAGAAGCUCAUCGACAUCUCCAUCAGUAGCCUGCGGGGGCUGCGCACCAAGUGUGCCGUGUCCAACGACCUUACCCAGCAGGAGAUCAGGACCCUGGAGGCCAAACUGGUGCGGUACAUCAGCAAGCAGCGGCAGUGCAAGCUCAGCGUGGCCCCCGCCGAGCGGACGGUGGAGCUCAACAGUUACCCGCGCUUCAGCGACUGGCUGUACACCCUGAACGUCAGGACCGAGGUGGCGCAGAAGAUCUCCGGGGAGCUCACGCUGGAUGCUCUGCUGGAGAUGAACGAGACGAAGGUGAAGGAGACCAUGAGGCAUUGUGGUGCCAGUGCCGAUGAGGUCAGCCGCGUACAUUACGCCCUCUCCUGCUUCCGGAAGGUGACCGGCUUAGGUGGGGAACCAAAGGAUGAGCCUGCGUGGAGCCCGCUGGAUGCCCGGCGCGAGAGUGGCUCGGGACCUCCCACGGACACCCUUUCCCCAGCUGGCUUGACCUGGACUCCUGGGGCCUCCCAGCUCAGUAAAGGCAACAGCAGCCAGCAGGCCCGCUCCGUCUCGGUGUCCGCCCUGCCCACGUCGGAUGCUCUGUCCCAGGGCCAGGGCCUCUCUGCCUCUGGCGAGGGCCUCUCGGACAGUUACAUCUCCCUGCAUCACAGCGGGAGGCUCACCCCUCGGACCCCCACACAGCUUCCACCCCCCCCCACCACGCCGCAGCUGCAACGACAGAACAAGCUGAAGGCCCCCCGGACGCCGCCCCCACCCAGCCGCAAAGUUUUCCAGUUACUUCCCAACUUCCCAGCGCUUACCAGGAGCAAAUCCCAUGAGUCCCAGCUUGGAAACAGAAUCGAUGAGGUGCCCUCCAUCAAGUUUGAUCUCUCCCAUGGAUCUCCACAGACGGUACGAAGAGACAUCGGCCUCUCGGUGACCCACAGGUUCUCAACGAAGUCCUGGCUCUCCCAAAUCUGUCACGUGUGCCAGAAGAGCAUGAUAUUUGGAGUGAAGUGUAAACACUGCAGGCUUAAGUGUCACAACAAGUGCACGAAAGAAGUCCCUCUUUGUAGAAUCUCAUUCCUGCCGCUAUCUAAACUACGGAGGACAGAAUCUGUGCCUUCAGACAUCAACAACCCAGUGGACAGACCGACGGAGCCCCAUUUUGGAACCCUCCCGAAAGCACUGACGAAGAAGGAGCACCCUCCGGCCGUGAACCACCUUGACUCCAGCAGUAACCCAUCCUCCACCACCUCCUCCACGCCAUCCUCCCCAGCGCCCUUCCAGUCCUCCAACCCCCCCAGCGCGACGACACCCCCGAACCCGUCCCCGAUGGCCCAGCGGGACAGCAGGUUUAAUUUUCCAGAAAUUUCCACCCCACCCCAACCGCCCCAAGUCCCUGAUACAGCUGAAGAGACGCGGGUCAAUGACCAACCGAAAGCCAACGUGGCCGAGGACCACGAAACAGAGGUAGAAGAACAUGAGGCGAAUAAGUCAGAGCUGGAAGACGAUGAGGACGAGCUGGACGACCUCCCCAGCUCCCGGAAGCCGUGGAGAGGGAUGAUCUCUCGGAAGGCCAGCAAGACCAGCGUCUACCUGCAGGAGUGGGACAUUCCCUUCGAGCAGGUGGAGCUGGGCGAGCCCAUCGGGCAGGGGCGGUGGGGCAAGGUCUACCGGGGCAGAUGGCACGGGGAGGUGGCCAUCCGCCUGCUGGAGAUGGACGGCAACAACCAGGACCAUCUCAAGCUGUUUAAGAAGGAGGUGAUGAAUUAUAGGCAGACGCGGCACGAGAACGUCGUGCUCUUCAUGGGGGCUUGUAUGAAUCCCCCGCACCUCGCCAUCAUCACCAGUUUCUGCAAAGGGCGGACGCUUCACUCCUUUGUGAGGGACCCCAAGACGAGCUUGGACAUCAAUAAGACCAGGCAGGUUGCUCAGGAGAUCAUCAAGGGAAUGGGGUACCUGCACGCCAAGGGCAUCGUACACAAAGACCUGAAGUCCAAGAACAUCUUCUAUGACAACGGCAAGGUGGUCAUCACGGACUUCGGGCUGUUUGGGAUCUCUGGAGUGGUGCAGGAGGGCAGGCGGGAGAAUGAGCUGAAACUGCCACAUGAUUGGCUGUGCUACCUGGCCCCCGAGAUCGUCCGGGAGAUGACCCCAGGGAAAGAUGAAGACAAAUUGCCCUUCUCGAGAGCUGCUGAUGUGUAUGCCUUCGGGACGGUGUGGUAUGAACUCCAAGCAAGAGACUGGCCUUUCCAGACCCAAGCUGCUGAAGCCCUCAUCUGGCAGAUUGGAAGCGGGGAAGGCGUCAAGCACGUGCUGGCGGGGAUCAGCUUGGGGAAGGAAGUCAGUGAGAUCCUGUCCGCUUGCUGGGCCUUCGACCUGCAGGAGAGACCCAGCUUUCCCCUCUUGAUGGAGAUGAUGGAAAAGCUGCCUAAAUUGAAUCGGCGCCUCUCUCAUCCGGGCCACUUCUGGAAAUCGGCUGAGUAA